Thermochaetoides thermophila DSM 1495 is the source of this 447-nucleotide messenger RNA. RefSeq names its product adenosine deaminase-like protein. Lineage: Eukaryota; Fungi; Ascomycota; Sordariomycetes; Sordariales; Chaetomiaceae. Gene Ontology annotation, biological process: inosine biosynthetic process; adenosine catabolic process. The record is from RefSeq and is a predicted model, not a curated record. Bases 1 to 447 code for a protein of 148 amino acids. The transcript is spliced from 2 exons. Gene Ontology annotation, molecular function: adenosine deaminase activity.
AUGCCCGCGGCCGGUCUUACGAAGGAAGGCUACAUUCAAACUAUUCUCGAUGCCAUUGCCGAGCACGAACGAGAGCAAUUAGACAAACCGGAGCCAAAGCUCAGGACAAAGCUUAUCCUUUCUGUCGACCGCCGUAACACCCUUGAGCAGGCCUAUGAAGUUCUUUCCUUGGCUACCCGCUUCCUUGGAAAAGGUGUCGUAGGCAUUGACCUGUGCGGCGACCCGGCCGCCGGCAGCAUCUCCUCCCUAUCAGCCUUCACGCCAGUCUUCCAGAAGGCGCGCACCCUGGGCCUCGGGGUAACGGUUCAUUUUGCUGAGGCCGAGUGCAGUGGUACGGAUGCUGAGCUGCAGUUGCUUCUAUCGUGGCAGCCGGACCGACUGGGGCACGUCAUUUGUGUGAGCGAUACGAUGAAGCAAGAGAUCAAAAAAAGGGAGGACUUGGGUUAG